Molecule: messenger RNA, 1503 nt
Organism: Pan troglodytes (chimpanzee)
Lineage: Eukaryota; Metazoa; Chordata; Mammalia; Primates; Hominidae
Exons: 3
Coding region: 1-447 (148 amino acids)
Source: RefSeq, a predicted model, not a curated record
AUGUUUUCGAACCUCCUCAGCGGCCGCCGCUCGGCGCAGGGGUCUCGAGCGGCUGGUGGUCGCGGGGCUGAGCGCGCUCGGCCGCUUCCGGUCCUGCGCUGCGGGCCUCAGAGGACUUGGUGCUCGGCAAACCCAGAGACUCAAACACCAUGUCCGGGGGGUGGGGGAAGCGGCGCGGGGGAGAUCCUCACGCUGUGUUCGGCAGUGAGGCGGCGAGAGCGCGCCGGUUCAGCCGGAGACCGCUGUGGGAACCGCGCCGAACACGCUUUGGGCGGCCAUUUUGUAACUCGAAUCUACCCUCAAAAUCAAUUCGAAAAAAAGGGAGGCAAGAAACGCCCCUACAGUGUUCUGAACUGGGUUGAACACACAAAGGAUGCUAAAAUUUUCCACUUGUAUACAGGUCCCUCCAAGACUUCGCUUCUCACCAUGAUUCUGACAUUGAUAUGAAAACACUCAAGAUUUCACUUCUCACCAUGAUUCUGACACUGAUAUGAUCACUGAAUGACCGUUUUCAGCAAUUCGGGCCUAUAAAAGUGUGAAAUAGAUUUUUUUUGAAAGUCCUAUUGUAUAUUCAAAAUUCUGUAACACUAGUGGUUUUCUUCACCUUGUAGCUUAUUAUGAUAAGCACUAAUUUUGACUCUGACAUUUCAACAGGAGCACUUAGUUAUAGACAACCAGGAAUGUUCAAGAAUGACUCAGGAGUAUUUUAUUGACAAGGUAAUCUUUGAGACCAGGGGGUCCUCCUCCCCCCAGCUGGAGGAAUUACACCUGGGCCCAACUUCCUGAAGUCUCAAGGUGGAAUGUAUCUGGUAUUCUUUGUAACGUAUUUCAAUGUUCAAUAGCCAAGUUCAGGCUAUUUCGUGCCCAAAUGUAUAUUGUUUUUCUCUUAUUUCUAAGAACAGUAUUAAACUGUCCCUAUAAUAUUAGAAAAGAGAAGAAGGGUCUCUUCACUGGAAGAGAAGCUUACAGAGUGUUCAGCCUUAAGUGUUUUCAGGUAUGCUUCAAGUCAAGCAUGCUUCUCUAAAGGUGAUUUAGACAAUGAGGUUCACAGGCAAGUAAGCCCUUCUGCCUACAAGUUGUGGCCUGUUUUGAAGAUUGUUUUUGUUUAGCCAAGCCCUUUAUGUGGCAUACUUAUCUGAGCUUACUUCUAAACGCAAUUAGUUGAUGUCUAUAAAAAAAAUUUGAACUCGAUCAUUCCUGGAAACUUAUUUAAUUUCAAGUUUAAAUAUAUGACUGGAAUUCUUAUUCAAAAGUUAUGUACUUCUUCAUAUGUGGUCCCAAUAAGAGCAGGGUAUUUGUUAUGUUUUACUCUCAGAAUUGACACAACUUAUUUCCAUCUUCCAUUACCCUCAGUUUCUUUAACGAUAUCAUCUACUUUGUCUUUUCACAAUUCUUAAGUGAGAUUAUUGAUUUUUCUUUUUACUUCUUGUCAACUCUUUGCUGGUAAGAAUAGACAUAAAAUAUCAUUCUUGUAAUAAAAGGUCAUUCCUGGUGAACGCUUAA